Messenger RNA from Hordeum vulgare subsp. vulgare (domesticated barley), 820 nucleotides. RefSeq names its product two-component response regulator ORR11-like. NCBI's taxonomy places the organism in Eukaryota, Viridiplantae, Streptophyta, Magnoliopsida, Poales, Poaceae. The record is from RefSeq and is a predicted model, not a curated record. Gene Ontology annotation, biological process: phosphorelay signal transduction system; cytokinin-activated signaling pathway. Bases 136 to 543 code for a protein of 135 amino acids. The transcript has 5 exons.
CUCCUCUCCUCACACCAGUCCCUUUCCAGCCGCUUUCUUUCUUUCCCUUUCUCUCCACGGUACCAGUGGUAGUACGAGAAGAGCAGUCCUAGGUGAGGGUGAGAAGAGCAGUCCUAGGUGAGGGUGAGGGCAGAGAUGGCGAGCUUCAAGGGCCUUGCCGGCGAGGGGAGCGCGGCGCCGCCGCACGUCCUCGCCGUGGACGACAGCUCGGUGGACCGCGCCGUCAUUUCCGGCAUCCUCCGGAGCUCCAAGUUCCGCGUGACGGCCGUGGACAGCGGGAAGAGGGCCCUUGAGCUACUGCGCUCCGAGGCCAAUGUGAGCAUGAUAAUCACCGACUACUGGAUGCCGGAGAUGACGGGCUACGAGCUCCUCAAGAAGGUCAAGGAGUCGUCCAAGCUGAGGGGGAUCCCCGUGGUCAUCAUGUCCUCGGAGAACGUGCCUACAAGGAUCAGCAGGUGCUUGGAGGAAGGAGCCGAGGAUUUCCUGCUGAAGCCCGUCCAGCCGUCCGACGUGUCGCGCCUCUGCAGCCGUGUCCUCCGCUGAGCGCCGCGUGGUCGGGCUGCACCAUCGGACGCUCCUGCAUGGCGCGCGGGUUCAGUGUUUUGGCCUUUUGGGACGUGGACGCAUGGGCGGCAGUAGAGUAGUAGGAUGGCUGUCAGCAUGCAUGCAGUCUGUGUUUUGCUUCUGCUAAUUAAGUAGGAUGUGCCCUGUUUCCCUCUGUUAUGUAGCAGUCGACGUACUAUAUCUCCGUCAGCGUUCUAUGUUUCAGUUUCGUGUAUCUCUGUCACUGUUCAGUAAAGAGGAAGUUCGCCUCAAGCCA